Molecule: messenger RNA, 1470 nt
Organism: Zymoseptoria tritici IPO323
Lineage: Eukaryota; Fungi; Ascomycota; Dothideomycetes; Mycosphaerellales; Mycosphaerellaceae
Exons: 2
Coding region: 1-978 (325 amino acids)
Source: RefSeq, a predicted model, not a curated record
AUGGACGAGCGGCUUGUACAUCCUGCGCAGCUCUACGACUAUGUCAAUGACUAUCUUCGUCUGAUUAAACCUCAGCCCAUGGUUCGUGUGCAAGGCUGGCACUGGCAGACUCGCCAACGGGUCGGCAAGAGGGAGAACAAGACUCAGCAAGAGAGGGUGUAUGACUUUGACGUUGUCUUGAGCAUGCACAACUUCCUACCUUCAUCUACGGAUCGUGACGCAGCGGAUGAUGUUUGGUGGGUUCCUCACUCGGUGGAGAACAGUGACAAGGCACAUCGUGGCAGCUGGCGCAAGACACGAGCGAAGGGGUCUACUCAACACAUCGAGGUUGGCGAAGACCGCAAACCGGAGUUGCUGGACUGGUGCGAGGACUUCUGCAGCAACACAUCUGCGUUGAAGAUCUUCCGUGUCUCUCGCAAUGUCACUGGGCUGGACACGGACGCUAUUCAGGAGAUGAUCGUCCCACUUGUGCGGCAGACGCAUUAUCGAGGACACAUCAACAUCACCUUUCCGAUCGCGGACAAGAAUGUAGACAUCUACUCGCCACACUGGAUUAAUCGCGCGAGGAUGACCUGGGUCAGGUGGAUUUUCUACUUGACCUUCCUUUGGAUCUUCACCUGGCCUGUCCUACUGUUCACGACCAAACGCUGGGGCGUGUAUAAAGUCGACUGGCGGUUUUCGCACGAAUUUGUGGAGAGUGAUGGUACGCGGAGGAAGCGAUACGCCACGAUCAGCGAGCACGAGUGGGUGAGACGGCAUGCCAAUUUGAUCAAGAGUCUCGUGCUGGAUAAGUUCCAUGGUGAUGCCACGACGUUUCCCACCGAUGUCGAUGAGGCCGAUGCUCAGCGGAGGAGGAUAUCUAUGCCACGUGCUGGUAAUGGCAGUCUGGAUUCAGCUCUCAGUUUCAUACAGGGUGGUGUUGGUGCUUGGGGCGCAUUGAAUGGGCGAGGCGGCGACGGCUGGGGCGCUGAUUGUUGAACACCGCACUUCUCGAUCCCACGAAUGACGAAUAUUUGUACACAACAGCCUUCCAAGAGCGCCCUCUCUCCCACUCCCUUCUCGGCACGCCUCGCCGAAUCACCGCAUACAUCUUCCGGCAUUCCGCCAGUCGAGCAAUCAGCGGAGGAGCCAAGAGAUGGAGCAGAAAGAGGCAGACCGUGAUCGCAAAGGCAGAUCGUGAUCGGAAUGGCAGACCGUGGUCGCACAGACCGUUAUAAGCCAUUCUUCCAGCUUGCCUGACCGGUGCCAGAGGUGAUAUCUUGCGGCAAGAGGAUAUCGUGUCCUCGCACGCAGAAGAUGAUCUCGAGGGUGAACAAGAGCAGCUCACCAUGGGUGAGAAGCGACUCCUGCUCCGACAGCGCAAGCUCGAACUCUAGAAGUACAUCAGACGCAAGGCCGCCGCCGAUGCUGGAGAACAACAAGCCGCACCCAAGCGUUUCGUUGCCAACAACCACCCCGAGCACAACGAAU